Messenger RNA from Moneuplotes crassus, 805 nucleotides. Lineage: Eukaryota; Ciliophora; Spirotrichea; Euplotida; Euplotidae. The record is from the annotation of a GenBank genome assembly.
CUACUAUAAAUAUGGAAGCCAGAUUGGCAGAGUGAAGAGUCAGAAGAAAGGAGAUGAUAGAAGGUGUGAAACUUCUAGAAUCUAUUAAGCAGAAGUCAUCCUUCAUAGAUUUUAUCGAUGGAGGAUACUCACUUGUUGUUUCUUUAAAUAUCACGAAGAAUAUGAUUGCCAUUAAGCUGAUGAAAGGUCUCAAGAUUGAUUAUUAUAAGAAAGUUUAUUUUCUAUUUGACCAUUUUAAUAACAGAUCAGCUUUUACUCAUAGUUUAAUGACUAACACUUUCAUUGCAAAGCAAUAUAACUCUUUUGUGAUCUCUGGACUUACAUCAUGAAGGCUGAACCUUAAUAAAGUCAUAGCUCCUUUCUGUAGAGCAAUUGUUGGCAGAGCUGGAUGCUUGGUGCUCAGCUCUUUCAAAAUCUCCAGAAAAUCACUUCAAAGAUUAAUCACUAGUGCAAGGAACAUGGACUACAUUAUUCUGGAUCACUCAGAGCUAGAAUUUGAUGGAAUCAAGUUUAGCCCAGGCACACAAUUUAAAAUUAGAAAGUUUGAAAUAACCGACUGUGAUCAUAAAGAGCUUGUUAACAACAGAGAGUAUCCAUCAAAACUUUUAUCAUUGUUCAGAGCCAUCAGUGAAUGCAGUCUAAAAGACUCUUUGAAAGCUAUCAAAGUGACCUCAGACCACACUAACUUCGAUCAGAUGUCAAAAGGUGAACAUUUCAAUUACCUCAACAAUAUCGAACUCAAACUGAACGACAACACCUACAACUUCUAACCUCAACCUCUUCCUCCAUAUUCUUUCAACCACAC